UCGCCCCUAAAUUUUGUAUUAUCCAUAAUCCGCUUACUUCUGUCUUCAACUCUGUAGAAUCUUCGAGCUCUGUGGAGUAUACAAUAAGGAGUUCGGAUUGAUUGGAUUGGAGGAAGGAGAAGAUGAAGAAUUCCGUUUCGGAACAGAGUUUCUUGUAUGAGAGUGAAGAAGAGGAGGAUCAGGAAAAUGUAGUGAAUAAAGGUGAAGAAGGCGCUGGAAACGAUUCGGAUUCUUCCGAUUUUUCGACUGAAAAUCGGAGACGGAGCAAACCUAAUUCCUACACCACCACUUGGCCUCAAAGUUACAGACAGUCGAUGGAUAUGCUGGGAAGUGUGCCAUCGCCUAACAUUGGGAUUUUGGGGAAUUCAUCCUUAACGAGAUGGGGAAGCUCGUUCCUAUCCUCUUCUUUAACGAGGAGGCACACUCCUGAGUCGUUAACUUCGGCAACUAAACCGCUGCUGCCCACGGUGGACGACGAGAAGCAAGAAGAGCAGCAGCAGCAGCCACCGCCACACCAACGACUUAGCUCUCACUCUCUGAUUCUACCCUUCACUUCAAGGAGGCCAUCCAUAAGGAAAGAUGACAAACCUUCCAAAGUUUCACAUGAGUUCCCCACUUCUCGCCGAAGCACAUUCAGUCAAGCUAUGCUUAAUGGUGGGAAUGUGCUGUGUGGUGUUGGAAUACUAACGACGCCGUAUGCAGCGAAAGAGGGCGGAUGGCUUGGACUGUCCAUUCUGCUCAUAUUCGCUGUGCUGUGUUACUACACCGGACUCCUCCUGCGGGACUGCUUAGAAAGUAAGCCGGAGCUCGAAACUUACCCAGACAUUGGCCAAGCAGCCUUCGGCACCACCGGUCGAGUCGCCAUCUCGAUAAUAUUGUACCUGGAAUUAUACGCUUCUUGUAUUGAGUACAUAAUCUUGGAGAGUGAUAACUUGUCUUCUCUAUUUCCAAAUGCCUACUUAAAUUUGGGUGGAUAUGAGUUAAAUCCACACCUCUUAUUUGCUCUGAUGACUACAAUUGCUGUUCUUCCUACUGUUUGGCUCCGGGACCUAACCAUUCUUAGCUACAUCUCUGCUGGUGGAGUUAUCGCAUCAAUAUUGGUGGUCCUAUGCUUGUUCUGGAUUGGUUUGGUGGAUGGUAUCGGUUUCCAAGGCAAGGAGACAACGACGUUACUGAAUCCUACAACACUUCCUAUUGCUAUUGGUCUGUAUGGCUUCUGCUAUUCUGGACACGCUGUUUUCCCCAACAUUUAUAGUUCAAUGGCGAAACCAAGUCAAUUCCCUGCAGUGCUCUUAACAUGUUUUGUUACUUGUACUUUGAUGUACGCUGGAGUUGCUUUUAUGGGAUAUUCAAUGUUUGGAGAAUCGACACUGUCACAGUUCACUCUUAACUUGCCAAAUAACUUGGUUGCAUCAAAGAUUGCCGUCUGGACUACGGUGGUUAACCCAUUUACCAAAUAUGCGUUAACGUUGACUCCAAUUGCAAUGAGCCUGGAGGAGCUGAUACCAUCAAAUCAUUCCCAGUUCUUUAUAUUCUCAAUCCUUAUUAGAACAGCUCUUGUCAUCUCUACCUUGGUUGUGGGUCUCUGCAUUCCUUUCUUUGGCCUGAUUUUGUCGUUGAUCGGAUCACUAUUGACCAUGCUUAUUAGUUUGGUGCUUCCUUGUGCUUGUUUCUUGAGCAUCCUAAAAGGGAAAGUAACACGUUUUCAGGGAGUAACGUGUGGCAUAAUAAUCACAGUAGGGCUCAUAGCGGCAGGCUUUGGAACAUAUUCUUCCUUAACAAAAAUCAUUCAGAACUUGAUGAGCUGAGAAAUUCUGCUUGCAUUUAUUUUUAUUUUUUUGUUAUUUUUUCAGUUCCAAUUUUUACUUUAUUUUUCUUGGGUUUGUUUUGCAAUUUCUUUUUCUUUGAUGAAUAUUAUGAUUCCUGAGGACCCGUUUGGUUGAAAAAGGGUUUCAAUAGAAUGAUUAUAGAUAUUUACGUGUUCGUCUUCU
Momordica charantia (bitter melon) is the source of this 1991-nucleotide messenger RNA. The record is from RefSeq and is a predicted model, not a curated record. Lineage: Eukaryota; Viridiplantae; Streptophyta; Magnoliopsida; Cucurbitales; Cucurbitaceae.